This is a messenger RNA of Clonostachys rhizophaga, 1278 nucleotides long. NCBI's taxonomy places the organism in Eukaryota, Fungi, Ascomycota, Sordariomycetes, Hypocreales, Bionectriaceae. The record is from the annotation of a GenBank genome assembly.
AUGUCUGAGGUCGGAUCCCCCAACGGGUCGCCCGGCGACGAGAGACCCGCCGAUGAGGGACACACCCAAGAUUUCGAAGACGAUCAAGCGGCGGCUGAUUCUGAUGCUCUCUCCGAGGUAGAUGAGAAUCAGUUUGAAGACUAUGAUCCUGAGACGGCCAAUAUUGAGGAUCGCCCCAUCGAAAUCGACGAGGAUGCGGCGCGAGCCUUGAAGCCAGCUAAGAGAAAGCGCACAGAGGGGGAGACAGCGAAGAAGCCCCGAGAGGGCCGACGAGAUAAAAAGCGACGAGACAGGGAUGAAGACGUCACUAUGGAGGACGAUGGCGCUGAAGAUGCUGGGAAAAAGCAAAGAAGAUCACGACGUGGAGGCGAUGGAGAGAGACGACCUAAGGCGAAGGCCAAGACACCAGAACCGGAGAACGAAGAGCACCUGACGCCAGAGGAGCGUAGGAAGCGUGAGAUUGACCGGGCCCUUGAUGCAGCCAUCAAGAAGCCCAGCGGUGCUCGCCGUAGGAGAAAGGACGACAUUGACUUGGAGGACGAGAUCGAUGAACUGCUUGCCCACCUCAAGCUUCAGAUGGAGCGGGCGUGUCAAGCCGAUAACCAAGCACGAGAGGCUGGUCAGCCAGCACUACACAAGCUCAAGCUUCUGCCUGAGGUCACGGCGAUUUUGAAUCGUAACAAUUCUCAACACGCAGUUCUUGAUCCCGACACGAACUUUUUGCAGCACGUCAAAUUCUUCCUGGAACCUCUUGAUGACGGCUCGCUUCCCGCCUACAACAUCCAGCGGGACAUUUUCUCGGCGUUGACAAAGCUGAAUAUAGAAAAAGAGGCUUUGCUUAGCAGUGGAAUUGGGAAAGUCGUUCUUUUUUACACCCGGAGCAAAAGGCCUGAACCAAGCAUCAAGCGCAUGGCUGAGCGGCUACUGGGUGAAUGGAGCCGACCUAUUCUGAAGAGGACGGACGACUACAAGAAGCGUCACAUCGAGACUCGUGACUUUGAUUAUGACGCCGCAAAGCUUGCACAACGCCAGAAGAUUGGAUCACAGUUCAGUCUUUCCGAGCGACCUGCGGUGUCAUCUCAGGACGCCGAGCGUGACCGUAUUCUGGCGCCUGUUGGCGGUAACAAUCGGGCUCGCUUGGCUAGUCUGCCACAGAGUUAUACCAUUGCCCCAAUCAGCACCUUUGGGGGAGCCAGAGGUGCUGAACACAGGCCACUUGGCGCGGGUGGUAUGGAAGCUUUCCGCAAGAUGACACAGAAGGGGAAGAAGAGAGGCUAG